CCGGAUAAACAUCUAAAUACCAACAUGUCUUGGCAAGUGGCGUUAGUUUUAUUGUCAUUGGGUGCUUUAUCAAUCGUUUGUCAUUCUAACUAUACCACCUCUGAUGGUGAAGAAGUUCUCGAAAGCAUGUGGGAAUACUCUGCAGCACAUGGGGAAACUAAUGAAUUAGUUUACCCUAAUGAGAGUGAUGACGAGAUAAGUGAUGAUGUGGACAAACAGAAAGGCGGCAAACCACAUGAACAUGUUAUUCACAUGUAUUUUGCUCUAACUAAUAUGAAUGCCAACAGAGAGCAGCUGUUUCUUCGCUAUGCAAAUUCACUGCUCAGACAUACACAGUCACAUCUUCAAAUACAUGCUGUGGUUGAUGCAGGUGGGAAGCAGGCUGUCAGUAAAAUUAUAAUUGACAGUAAGAGUGAACGAGGACUUGUUGUUGAUGUCCAGUUCUAUGAUGUCAAUGAAAUGGCCAAACAGGUUGAGGCCAUAGUUGACUCUCUCCGGGAACACUUCAGUGCUGGACAACGUUCACAUUAUCAUAACCCAAUUUUCUUCCUUCCAGCUUUGCUUCACCGCCUCCUCCCAGAGUCUGUAAAGAAAGUGAUAGUACUGGACACUGACAUGGAGUUUCGUGCAGACAUCUCAUCUCUUCAUGGUUUGUUUGACAGUUUUUCUGAACACCAUAUUAUGGGCUUGGCAUACGAUCAACAGCCUGUUUAUCGACACAUUUUGCACAUGUACAGAAGAGAGCAUCCUGGUACUCAUGUUGGAGCUCCACCACCUAAUGGUCUAGCAGGAUUCAACAGUGGAUGUGUUUUAAUGGAUUUAGAGAAAAUGAGAGGAUCUGAACUAUACAACAAGGCUUUACAAGGAGAGUAUGUGAAGAGUCUGGCUGACAAAUUUUACUUUCAAGGCCAUUUGGGUGAUCAGGAUUUCUAUUCAUUGCUGAGUAUGGAGCAUGAUGAUAUGUUCUAUAUUCUGCCUUGCACAUGGAAUAGACAAUUGUGUACAUGGUGGAAAGAUCAUGGAUAUGGAGAUGUAUUUGAUGAAUACAACAAAUGUGAAGGAAAGGUAAAUCUUUAUCAUGGCAACUGUAAUACACCUAUACCACAAGAUGAUGAGGUAAUGUAGCUGGCAAGUUGCUGCUGGACAGCACCAUUGCCUCCUUUUAGCUGUCAAGCUGAUGAAAUUUUAUGAAUCAAAGCAAUUUAGCACA
Molecule: messenger RNA, 1210 nt
Organism: Corticium candelabrum
Lineage: Eukaryota; Metazoa; Porifera; Homoscleromorpha; Homosclerophorida; Plakinidae
Product: xyloside xylosyltransferase 1-like
Exons: 3
Coding region: 25-1125 (366 amino acids)
Biological process (GO): protein O-linked glycosylation via N-acetylgalactosamine
Cellular component (GO): endoplasmic reticulum membrane
Molecular function (GO): xylosyl alpha-1,3-xylosyltransferase activity
Source: RefSeq, a predicted model, not a curated record